Pristis pectinata (smalltooth sawfish) is the source of this 1050-nucleotide messenger RNA. It is a transcript of the gene trim54, whose product is annotated as tripartite motif containing 54. The transcript has 10 exons. The record is from RefSeq and is a predicted model, not a curated record. The coding region runs from base 1 to 1050 and encodes 349 amino acids. Lineage: Eukaryota; Metazoa; Chordata; Chondrichthyes; Rhinopristiformes; Pristidae. Gene Ontology annotation, molecular function: zinc ion binding.
AUGGACAGUUUGGAGAAACAACUUAUUUGUCCUAUUUGUCUGGAAAUGUUCACAAAACCAGUGGUAAUUUUACCAUGCCAGCAUAACUUGUGCAGAAAAUGUGCCAAUGAUGUUUUCCAGGCUUCCAAUCCAUUCUGGCAGUCAAGGGGUUCCACAACAGUGCCUUCAGGGGGCCGCUUUCGCUGCCCUUCCUGCCGACAUGAGGUAGUGCUGGAUCGCCAUGGGGUUUAUGGCCUGCAGAGAAAUCUACUGGUGGAAAAUAUCAUUGAUAUCUACAAGCAAGAAUCAUCCAGUUCCCAACCUUUGCACACCAAGCCUGACCAGCAGUUAAUGUGUGAAGAGCAUGAAGAUGAAAAGAUUAAUAUUUACUGUCUAACUUGUGAGGUUCCAACCUGCUCAAUGUGCAAAGUCUUUGGUGCUCAUAAGGAUUGUGAAGUGGCACCUCUGCAAAACGUCUACAAACGUCAAAAGACUGAGCUCAGUGAUGGAAUUGCAAUGCUGGUGGCAGGAAAUGACAGAAUCCAGGCAAUUAUUACUCAGCUGGAAGAAAUCUGUAAAACCAUUGAGGACAACAGCAGAAGACAAAAACAACUCCUUUGUGAAAAAUUUGAUGGUCUGUAUGCUAUUCUAGAAGAGAGGAAAAAAGAAAUGCUUCAAUCUAUUACUCGUGAACAGGAGGAGAAAGUACAAUAUGUCCGAUCAUUGAUGAGGCAGCAUGGAGACCAUCUGGAAGGAGCCAGCAAACUGGUAGAAACUGCUUUGCAAUCUAUGGAGGAACCCCAGAUGGCAGUGUUCCUGCAGAAUACAAAGCAACUGAUCAAAAAGAUUAUCGAUACAUCAAAAGCUGCCCAGAUGGAGAGAACAGAACCUGGAUAUGAAAACAUGGAUCAUUUUGUGGUCAACUUUGGAAGGGCUGAACAGAUAUUGCAAAGGAUUAAUUUCCAAACAGAGUACCAAGGAGAAGAAGAGGAAGAGAUAGAGGAAGAAGAAGUAGAAGAAGGUGGUGUGAUUGAAGAGGAAGGAGAAAUAAUAGAUGGUUCACAGCUUUGA